Neoarius graeffei (lesser salmon catfish) is the source of this 1848-nucleotide messenger RNA. It is a transcript of the gene bcat1, whose product is annotated as branched chain amino-acid transaminase 1, cytosolic. Gene Ontology annotation, cellular component: mitochondrion. Lineage: Eukaryota; Metazoa; Chordata; Actinopteri; Siluriformes; Ariidae. Bases 108 to 1271 code for a protein of 387 amino acids. The record is from RefSeq and is a predicted model, not a curated record. The transcript is spliced from 11 exons. Gene Ontology annotation, molecular function: branched-chain-amino-acid:2-oxoglutarate transaminase activity. Gene Ontology annotation, biological process: L-leucine biosynthetic process; L-valine biosynthetic process.
UAUUUGCACAUGAAGGGAAAAAAAGCAGCCUGAAAAAGAGGACGGAGAGAGAGAGAGAGAGAGAGAGAGACAGGUCCGAACUCGCGCUUCUGUUGCACACCUCCAUCAUGGCGAGCGUCUCAGCGAGCGCGCGAGCUCCUCAGGUCCAAGAUGAAAAUCCCUCAUGUAGUGAUGUGGCUAGCUUUAAGGCAGCAGACACAGUGGUCCAGCUGUGUGAGAGCCGUAAACCUAAACCUACCGGUAAGUCAGAGAACCAGGCCUUCGGCACCGUGUUCACAGACCACAUGCUGCUCAUCGAGUGGAGCAGUGAAGGGGGCUGGGAAAAGCCUCGGAUUCAGCCAUUUGGAAACCUGAGCCUUCAUCCUGCCUGCGCUGCCCUGCAUUAUGCUGUGCAGCUGUUUGAGGGCAUGAAGGCGUACUGGGGGCAGGAUGGGCGAGUUCGUCUCUUCAGGCCCAUGCUGAACAUGGAGCGCAUGUUAAAGUCUGCACACAGAGCCUGCCUACCUAGUUUCGAUGGUGCUGAGUUGCUGGAGUGUAUCAGGAAGCUGGUGGAAUUGGACCAGGACUGGGUUCCUCACUCGGACAUGGCGAGUCUCUAUAUCCGUCCAACAUUCCUGGGCACAGAGUCUUCAUUAGGUGUGAAGAAGUCCUCCCGAGCCUUACUGUUUGUGAUCCUCAGUCCUGUUGGCUCGUACUUCAGCACAGGAAACAAGGCCGUGUCCCUGUGGGCUGACUCCAAAUAUAUCAGGGCCUGGAAAGGAGGGACUGGAGACUGCAAAAUGGGAGGGAACUAUGGAGCUUCUAUCUUUGCUCAGUACGCGGCGGUGGAUUUGGGCUGCCAGCAGGUGCUGUGGUUGUAUGGAGACGAUCACCAGAUCACUGAGGUCGGCACAAUGAACCUCUUUCUCUAUUGGAUCAACCAGGAAGGAGAGGAAGAGCUUGCGACACCUCCCCUGGACGGGAUCAUUUUGCCUGGGAUCACACGCCAAAGCAUCCUGGAGCUCACACGCAAAUGGGGUGAGUUUAAAGUGUCGGAGCGGUACCUGACCAUGGCGGAGCUGCACCUGGCUCUGGAUCAGCAGCGUGUGAGGGAGAUGUUCGGCUCGGGGACGGCGUGUGUGGUGAGCCGAGUGGGCCGAGUGCUGUAUCAGGGGGAGAGUCUCCAGAUUCCCUGUGGGGAGGAGAGCAGCUCACUCACCUCUCGACUGCUGAAGGAGCUAACAGACAUCCAGUAUGGACGGACUGAGAGUGACUGGACCUUCCUCGUGUAGACGAGCGUUGACUCAAGAGAACAAUACACACACACACACACACACACACACACACACACCAUGUGUGUGAAUGCACUUCAGACUUAAAUCUCAGUGGCUGUUUAGUUUUCUCCAGUAAUCGUGCUGUAUGUGUAAUGUCCUGUUUCUUGUCCUGACUGUAAUGUAUUUGUGGUACUAUGGAUCCACAUGUACACGGAUGAGUCAUAUUUCCAGUCACAUCUAUUCAACACAAUGUUCACACACACGCACACAAAGCUUGUCAGUGAAUAUCUUUAGCGUUUUAAAUUGGAGAUGGUAACACAGAGUGCAGCAGAUUUAAGCCUGAAGGCCGACUCACACCGGAUGUGUCACGUGAAGCGUCACGUCAAGACCUCAUUCAGUUCCAUUUUAAAAUGUAUUUUGGUUCACCACAGCCGUGUUAGAGGUGUGUCAGACUUCAGCGUACGUGUCGUACUGCUCUUGUUUUAUGCUACUCGUGAUAUACGCACAUCUGUAUUCAUACGCACAGCUGUAUUAAUUAUUAAUUGUUUGUUGCAAAUAUUAUUAAUAAUACAUAAACAUUUAAUUAUUUACUGAA